GAGCGGCGGGGCCGGGAGCAGCACCAGCACCACCGGGACCAGCGGGGAGGAGCGAUAGCGGCGGCGCUCACCUCUGGAGCCGGCCCCGGGCUCUUUCCGUCCUCGGUGGGCCCUUGGCCGCAGCCGUUCCUGCGCGCUCGCUGCAGUCUGCGAUGCUGAGGCCGCGUUGUCAGCAGGGCCGCGAGGGAGGCAGGUGCGGGGAUAACGGGCCCGGAGCCGUCUCGCCGUGAGGCGUUCGGUAGCGGCCGUGUGGUGGCACCCGAGCGCUGGGUCCGCCUCAGACUUCCCUGCAGCAAGAGAAAACUUCCAGCAAAAUCUUCUCAGCAACAGUUACUGCUUCAGGCUGAGGAGUCAAACAAAGUUGAGGGCGGGAUGUCGGAGCUGAGCGACGAGGCCAGCGAGUCGGAGCUGCUGAGCCGCAGCCUCUCCAUGUGGCACGGGGUGGGACAAGUGCUGUGCUGGGAGGAGCUGGAUGUGCCUCUGGACCUGCACACGGCCUCCUCCAUCGGGCAGUACGAAGUGGUGCAGGCGUGCAUCCAGCGUGGAGACAUGGAUUUGAACAAGAGGAACUGUGGGGGCUGGACCCCACUCAUGUACGCUUCCUACAUCGGCCACGACAACAUCGUGCACCUGCUGCUGGAGGCAGGAGUGAACGUGAACAUCCCCACCCUGGAGGGCCAGACUCCCCUCAUGCUGGCCUCCAGCUGUGGCAAUGAGAGUGUUGCUUACUUCCUUCUACAGCAAGGGGCAGAGCUGGAGAUGAAGGACAUCCAUGGCUGGACUGCUUUGUUCCACUGCACCAGUGCUGGGCACCAGCAGAUGGUCAAGUUCUUACUGGAGAAUGGGGCAAAUGCCAACUGCAAGGAGCCAGUGUAUGGAUACACACCUCUGAUGGAAGCAGCUGCUUCUGGCCAUGAGAUAAUUGUUCAGUACCUUCUCAAUCAUGGAGUGAAGGCAGAUGUCAGAGAUAACACUGGAGCCACAGCACGGACCCUGGCCAUGAAGUAUGGGCACACCAAGAUUGUGGGGCUGAUAGAUUUGCAUGCAGCCCCAGUGCCCAAAGUCUUCUGCAGAGGUCCAGGCAACUAUGAGGAGCUGAGUUCUUCAGAUGAAUCGUGUUCUGCUCCCCAGAGACAGAGACCUGCUCGUAGGACCAAGGGUCCCAGCAUCCAUGAGGGGCCCCAGGCCUUGGCCAAGAUCACAGCAGUUGGGAUUGGGGGAAGAAGGCAGUUUUGCCAUGAUCCAGAAGCAGUUACAUUUCCUGCAGGACCCUCCAUGGUUAACUCUCAUCCCAACGUGGGUUCUCCCUUACUGGCGCCCACGGCGCGGCCGCCCCCUCUGGGCUAUGUCACCUUCAACAACUGUGGCAGCUGUGAGAUGCGUGUCUUCCGCUACAGGGACGUCACCUCCCCCAUCAACGAGCUGGACUUGGAGACCAGCAGCAGCAGGGAGGAUAGUGCUUUGUCCAGCAGCAGCUUGGGAACCCUCAGGAGCGACAGCAGCAGCAGCAGUGAAUACCUGUUUAGAAUCCCAGGAGUCAGCAGUGAAGGCUCCUUGGAGAGCAAUGAGGACUCUGACCACACCAACAGCCCCCCGAGUCGGAAACAAGCCAAGAGCUUUAAGAUCAAGACCCGUUACAGCAACAGUGACAGCCAGUGGAGCCACUGCCUGGGGAGGGCUGGGGGCUGCAGCCAGCACCUGGUCCUUCCUAAGCCCCCAGCCUACACAGGGCCCAAGGACCUGGCAACAUUCCUUGAGGAGAUUGGGUGCCUGAAGUACCUGCAGGUGUUUGAGGAGCAAGACGUGGACCUCCGGAUCUUCCUGACCCUCACAGAGAGUGACCUGAAGGAAAUAGGCAUCACGCUGUUUGGCCCCAAGAGGAAGAUGACCUCGGCCAUCGCGCGCUGGCACAGCAGCGCCCGCCCGCCCAGUGACGCGCUGGAGCUGGCCUAUGCCGAUCGGCUGGAGGCAGAGAUGCAGGAAUUGGCCAUCCAGCUGCACAAGAGAUGUCAAGAGGUGCAGGUGAUGAAGGGCCAGGUGUGCCAGGAGCAGAAGCUGCGUGCAGUGGCUGAGAGCUGUUUGAUGGAACGGGAUGAGACCUGGAAUACCAUCCAGUGCCGGCUCAGAGAGGCUCAGGCCAUCACCAAGGAUGCUGGAGUCCUGCUGGAUCAGAUCAAGAGCUGCCAGGCAGAGCUGUCCUCCCGGCUGGCCCUGGCGGGCGAUGGAGCGCCGGACACGCAGGAGCAGCACGGCACCGGGGAGAGCCAGCGGCCCGGGGAGCGCCCAGUGCUGGAAGGGUGGCCGCCUUCCCUGAAGUCCCUGAGCUUGCCUGAGCUGUCAGCUGUGCUGGAGAAGUGUGUGGGAGAGAUGGGAAAAGCUCUGCAGACUGUGACUCAAAACCUCCAAAGGCUCCAAGCUCUGGGGCAGAGCGGGCAGAGCUGGCCAAAGCCAUAACCAAGCCAGGAGGGAAUACUGACGUCGGGUGACUGUUCCACCCGGAAGCUGAGUGUGCCUGGGAGAGGGAGCACGGGGCCCGUGCCGGCAGCACCGCGGCUCUGCCGAGAGCCACCACAACUGCUGGGGCUCAGAGGCUCCAGAAAACACAGCUGGGAGGACGAGGGACAGCAGAGGACAACAACCAGCAGCUCUUGGGGCCUGACUCAAGGCUCCCAGGAUUUUUGUUUGAAAGGUUUAGGUUUGGAGGAGAAGCUCCAAGCCUGGAAGUUUUAUCUGCUUUAAGUUUCCUGCAGCCCUUGUUGUUCAGGUCUGGGUGGUGGUAGAAAGGUGGCAGUUGCACACAGCAGUCAAUUCAUUUUCCUUUUCUGCAUCCCAAGCUCCCCAGAGCCUCUAAAACAUGUGCCUGGCUCCUGUGGCAUGGGGAUCGACUCAGAGAAUGGAUCUGAGGCCAUAAAAAGGCAAUUUGUUGUGGAGGGGUGAAAGGAGUGGAGUUUGUGAUGUUUGGCUCUUUGAGCUGCAGUGGAGCUCAAAGUGCAGUCCUGUUCCUAGUCAGAAUGUCUGCUCUACUGCCACCCCAGAUCUGGGCUUCAAAGCCUGUUCCUCCAACCAGCCCACUCAGUUCACUUUGGGUUUUGCUGUGCUCAGGGGCCAGGUGUGAUCACGGUGGUGGGUUAGGAAUGGCAUUCACUGAAACACUCCCUACUCACCCACUCCCCUUCCUCCCCUCCCCUGGGGUGGGCUGGGGAAGAGAACUGGAAGCACAAAAGGUGAAGAUCACUGGUGGAAAUAAAAGCAUUUACUGGAAACAGCAAUGAGAUAAGGAACAGUAAUAACAGAAGUGUACAGGAGAGGUGCUGGGCCUGCAGAAAUGAACCCUGUCCUGGCCAGAACCAGGACAUCCCCAAGAACUUGGCUUUGUGGUCAGUGCUUCAGGGCAGAGGUCACUGCUCUGGUUUGCCAGGGCCAAGAUCCCAGAUAUUCCCCUGAAAGACAGGUGAGAGAGAAGGCAGAGCUGGGACUGCUGAGCUUCCUGUGCCUCUGGCAAGCAGGGGAGUGCCAGGGCAGCAGAGCAGGAGCAGGGAUUGCUCUGUGCCCCAUGGGAGGUGGGCAAAGGAGCCACAGCCCAGAGCUCUGGUGCCAAGCUUUGCUCCACACUGCUGCUGCCUGUGAUUUACAGGCUUUAGUGUUGGGAAGUAGUUCUGCCAGGGCAUUCUUGGGUGGGCAUUGCCAAGGACAGACAGUGCAGGAAGAGGCUGCCAUGCCCCUGGGAUUGGGUGAGGGGUGUGGUGCCAGGGACCUUGGUGUGAAGCAUUUUCCAGUGACUCUGUUCCCAUUUAUUCCUGAAUCCUGUAAGGGGGAAAAACACAACAAUCCAAAUCUGAAAUCUAUGAGUGAUGGCCUUGAUGAAUCAGGAUGAGUCCCUUUGGGGAGAGGAUGGAACUGUGUGUUCCUUCCAGAUUUUGGACCUUGGGUACAGAUCCCAAAUAUAAAAACCCAUCCAGCUUCAUCUUUUCAGCUGCUCAACCUUUUGAUGAGGUGCCUGAGUCCCUUGAGCCAGGGAUGACAAGGGGUCUGCCUGGGGUGUCUGUGCCAGGCAGGUAUGGCCCUCUCAGCUGUGACCUUGUGCCUUCUUCCACUUCAUCCUGAAGAGUUUGGAUGAGGUGGAGGGAAUUCUCCUCAUCCAGCACCACUGGAAACUCCACAGAGGGCUGAGGCUGUGCUGGGCAGAGUGUUCAGGGCUUUGGCCCUCAUUCCCUGGCACUGGAGGAAGGGUGGGGAGUGCCAGGGUCUCUCCCUAGCCUUGGUGGUGCCUCUGGCUGCAGUAAUCUGGGAUUGUUAGUGCUGUCUACCUUGAAUUUAAGGCAAAGCCCCCUGCAAAAAAUGCUAAGGGAAAGGGCCUGGGGGCACCUGGAGAGCCAAGGAAGCCCUGGCUCAGCAGUGCCUCAGAACAGUGGCUGGAAGGUGAGGUGACUACAGGCUGGCUUUGCUAUGUCUGAGGCUGGAAUGAAGGAUUUAGAGGAUCUGUCUAAUAGCUUAGAAUGCCUGGGACGAGGGAGAUGUGCCAGGGUGGGUGUGAAGGAAAAAGGCUCCAAACAGCUGCUGCAGGAGCUCUGGUGUAAAGGCUUAAGGGAUGUGAGAGCACACAUGGGGCCAGGAGCAAGGGGGUCUUGUACAACAGAGUAUCCCUGAGGAGACAAUUCCUUAACUGCAGGAGGUGAAGCAGCAGCCAGGGUGGCUGUGCAGGCAGCAGGAGUCUGGUGCUACCCUAAGGUGAGCUGUCCAAAGGAAAAUAGCAUCUGCUGACUUGGAUACAUGAAUAAAAGCUGAGAACGCUGUG
Molecule: messenger RNA, 4795 nt
Organism: Parus major (Great Tit)
Lineage: Eukaryota; Metazoa; Chordata; Aves; Passeriformes; Paridae
Gene: ANKS3
Product: ankyrin repeat and sterile alpha motif domain containing 3
Exons: 18
Coding region: 373-2454 (693 amino acids)
Cellular component (GO): cilium
Molecular function (GO): protein binding
Source: RefSeq, a predicted model, not a curated record